AUGGAAAAAAAAUGUAUAAAGUUAAUAAAAACUGGAGGGAGAUGUCGUGGAUUGAUGGAACCGAUAAUGUUUUUAUUAUUAUUAGCUGACGGAUUGCAAACUAAUGUCUUCAUUGAUAUGAUUCUCUUUCAAACAUGUAGACAAAUACAGGUAGGAAACGAAACGGACUGUAAUAUUAUUCAUACAAAUAGUAGUAGUGAAGAAGCACGAGAGUUAAAUAAAAUUGUUCAGCGGGAUGCAAGUUAUGUAAUUAUGUCGAAAUCACUGAUGACAAGUAUUUUACCCUCAUUUUUAAUAUUAUUCUUGGGGCCGUGGAGUGAUAAAUAUGGCAGAAAACCUCUUUUAAUAACUGGAGCCUUUGUCCCACUGUGUAAAUAUACAAUAUUAUCAAUAUUGAGUACUUUUGAUACAAAUCCAUGGAUGACUUUAAUAGCUUUUCUACCAUCAGCUUUAUUGGGUAACAGUUGCUUAUUAGCAACAAUUUGCUAUAUUUCUGACACAACAGUUCCUGAAAAACGGUCAUGGCGUUUAGCUUGCUUACAAACUUCUUUAAGGGUUGGAUUAUUAAUCGGGACGUUUAUCGGCCCAUUAAUAUUUCAAGAACUCGGUUAUACAUUUUUGUUUAUUAUUGCUGCUUCACUUUCCUUAUUAUCAUUACUAUAUGUAUUAUUCAUGGUACCUGAAUCUAUACAGAAUGAACCUACGGAAAAGUGGGGGAAUCCAUUUGAUUUCUCUUUAGUUAAACAAUUAAUAACAACGUGUACAAAAAAACGAGAUAGUUUAAAUCGUGAAUUGUUGUGGAGUUCUUUACUAGUUUUAUCUUUAAUUAGAAUAAUAGUCGAUGGAACUUUAGAUAUAAAUUAUUUGUUUGCGCAUGCAAAACUUGGUUGGAAUAUCGUGCAGUAUUCAAUGUUCAAUAGUUUUUCUAUGGUUACAUUAAUUAUCGGGACAUUUUGCGGUAUCAAAGUAAUGACAGAUUAUAUAGGUCUUGUCGACAUUACACAGAUCUUAAUAGGAUGUUUGUCAGGUUUCGCAGCAUCAUUAUGUCUUUCUUUCGUUACUGAAUCUUGGCAUAUGUAUUUACACAUUUUUUUAGGAAUUUUAAGUGGUAUUAUAUUACCUACUACACGAUCACUUAUAUCUAAAUCUGCUCCUUCAGAUGAUUUAGGUAUAGAAUUAUAUCUAUUAUAA
Messenger RNA from Microplitis demolitor, 1191 nucleotides. RefSeq names its product tetracycline resistance protein, class D. Gene Ontology annotation, cellular component: membrane. Gene Ontology annotation, biological process: transmembrane transport. The coding region runs from base 1 to 1191 and encodes 396 amino acids. Lineage: Eukaryota; Metazoa; Arthropoda; Insecta; Hymenoptera; Braconidae. The transcript is spliced from 5 exons. The record is from RefSeq and is a predicted model, not a curated record. Gene Ontology annotation, molecular function: transmembrane transporter activity.